GGUAGCCAGUUAGGAGUAUUUGUGUUCUGGUGUUAGGGAUUUUCACCCACUCUUCUUUUCAGAACACUUCUAGUUCUGAGAUAUUUUAGGGCCACCUUGCAUGCACAGCAUUUAUAAGAUCUACCCACACAUUUUUAGUGAUGUUCAAGUCAUGGGACUGUGAGGGCCAGUCCAAAAGCUUCAGCUUGCAUUUUUUUUGAGUAGUCUGUGGUGGAUAUUGAGGUAUGUUUUUGGAUCAUUGUCCUCUUGUAGAAGCGAGUCUCUUUUCAGCUUUAGUUUCUUGACUGACUGCAUAACAUUUGCUUCUAGAAUUUGCAGGGUCAGGCUGUAUAUAAAGUCUGAAGAUGGCAGAAGAGGCGUCUUUCGGCUUUUAUUUUUAUUUUUAUUUUUUUUGAGGUUUCAUGGCGGUUGGCAAACCAGCUUAUGGUUCAUAUUAGUGAUGUGUCGUCCGUGAAUGAUUCGUUCAAAUGAACGAAUCUUUAAUAUGACUCGAGAAUACGACAGCGAGAACUAAGAAGCGUUUAGAGGAUUAAGAACUCCCGAACUCGAAGAUUCGGAAGAAACACACGUGACAAAAGAAAGAAGGAUUCGGAUCUGGAGUUGAAGUGACUAGAGCAUCUUCCGCCACCUACUACUGUAAAGGAGGCGUGGCGGAGGCGUGGCUUUUUACCGCUGAAAGAUUGGUUGCGUUACUUCUAUGUCGUCACUUUCCUGCGCCAGAUAUAGGGAUAUACAUAUAUAUUCUGUCCAGACUGGCGACACGAGGAUAUUACAGCAACUCUAGGACGAGUUUUAUGUGGUAUUACCCGCGUUUGCAAUGUCUGAAACGUGGCUUUAUCCCACAGUCCUGUUGUGUAUAUAUGGAUUUUUCUCCAGUCUCAGACCGUCAGAGCCUUUCCUCACCGCGUUCCUCAUGGGACCUGAUAAAAACCUGACCGAGAGAGAGGUUGUGAAUGAGAUCUAUCCAGUAUGGACAUAUUCGUAUCUGAUCUUACUGUUUCCUGUAUUCCUGGCUACGGAUUACCUCCGUUACAAGCCCGUGCUCAUCCUUCAGGCAGCCAGCUACAUCGUCACUUACACAAUGCUGCUGAAAGCUCAGGGUGUGCUGGCCAUUCAGGUUCUGGAGUUUUUCUAUGGUCUGGCUACAGCCACUGAGAUCGCUUACUACUCCUACAUCUACAGCGUGGUUGAACCGUCCAGUUAUCAGAAAGUGACUGGGUUCUGCCGCAGUGCGACUCUUCUGGGAUCAGCUGUAGGAUCACUCAUUGGACAGAUAUUGUUUUCAGAGGUUCUAGUUUCAUUGCUUACGCUCAGCAUCAUCACACUGUCCUCAUCCUGCUUGGCAUUCCUGGCACCAUGGUUUUUGUCUAUGCCCAGCAAGAGCCUGUUUUUCCACCAGAGAGAAAGCGAACCUCAGCACAAGACUGCACAGGAGCUCGCUGACAAGUCAGAGGACUACCAGAGCAAAGUGCCACUUGGUGUGAAUGAAGACAGCGUGAUUUUGAAGGAGAGACGUGGUGGCACUGGAGGUCUUGUCGGGGUCCUGAAAACUCUUGGAGCAGAUUUUGUGAAGUGUUAUUCAUGCCGCACUCUUCUGGCCUGGUCAGUGUGGUGGGCUCUGACUACCUGUGGCUACUUCCAAGUGGUCAAUUACGCCCAGGCCCUGUGGGAGAACAUCCUCUCUUCAAAAGAUUUUGUGAUCUAUAAUGGUUAUGUUGAGACCAUAUCUACUUUGCUUGGUGCCUUUGCUGCUUUCAGUGUAGGAUUGGUUAAGGUGUCGUGGGCAGUGUGGGGCGAACUCGCGCUCUGCGUUUUCUCCAUUGUCAUCGCUCUUUCUGUGUAUGUCAUGAACACAGUCAGGAAUAUCUGGGUCUGUUACACCUCUUACGUGAUCUUCCGAACCGCCUACAUGCUGCUCAUCACUAUAGCAACGUACCAGAUUGCAGUCAAUCUAAGUAUGGAGAGAUAUGCCUUAGUGUUUGGCGUGAACACGUUCGUGGCAUUGUUGCUUCAAACACUGCUUACUGUGAUUGUGGUUGACCCUGUCGGCCUGGGCCUUGAUCUAUUUCCCCAGUUCCUGAUCUAUGGUAGCUACUUUGCUGCAAUUGCAGUGAUCUUCCUCAUUGCUGGGUUAUAUAAAGUGGCUACACGUAAUAGUGCUGCUGAUCCCGAAGUACAAUCUGAGAGCGCAGAGAGUGAAACAGACCCGUCCGGUGGAGAGACCCCCAGCCCCAAAGACAACAGUAUUAUUUAAGGCAUUGUGAAGAAUUUGAGCACU
Molecule: messenger RNA, 2278 nt
Organism: Ictalurus furcatus (blue catfish)
Lineage: Eukaryota; Metazoa; Chordata; Actinopteri; Siluriformes; Ictaluridae
Gene: slc19a2
Product: solute carrier family 19 member 2
Exons: 6
Coding region: 818-2254 (478 amino acids)
Biological process (GO): vitamin transport; transmembrane transport
Cellular component (GO): plasma membrane
Molecular function (GO): vitamin transmembrane transporter activity
Source: RefSeq, a predicted model, not a curated record